AUGUCGAAUGCGAAAUUAAGAAAACAUGGCAGUAAAAUUGGGUUUACAUUACUAGAAUAUAAAAUUAAUUAUAAUUUUCCAUAUUUUCUCAUUGCAGGUACAAAUGGCCUCAGAAGACGUGGUCGCCAAACAUACACCCGCUAUCAGACACUCGAAUUAGAGAAAGAAUUCCACACCAAUCACUAUUUGACCCGCAGACGAAGAAUCGAAAUGGCCCACGCUCUCUGCCUAACAGAACGACAAAUAAAGAUCUGGUUCCAGAAUAGACGAAUGAAAUUGAAAAAGGAAAUCCAAGCGAUCAAGGAACUCAACGAGCAAGAGAAACAAGCGCAGGCGCAAAAGGCAGCAGCAGCAGCCGCAGCAGCGGCGCAAGGGCAGCACAUAGGCGAUCAAAACUAGGAAAAAAUUUCAACACAUUAUUCUAAUAGUAAUAAUAUGAUUAAUUUUAUUAAUAAUAAUUAUAACACAAAUAAAAGAAACUAUUUUAAUGCUAAUUAUAUUAGUAAUGAUACCGAAUCGAUAUACAAUAAAAAUCUAACAACAAAGAGUGCCGAUGGCAUUGCAAACUUCAGAUACGUAUAAAUUAAAAUUAAUUAUUUUUAAGUAAAAAACAAAAAAAAAA
Teleopsis dalmanni is the source of this 622-nucleotide messenger RNA. RefSeq names its product homeobox protein abdominal-A homolog. Gene Ontology annotation, biological process: negative regulation of transcription by RNA polymerase II; anterior/posterior pattern specification. Gene Ontology annotation, molecular function: DNA-binding transcription factor activity, RNA polymerase II-specific; RNA polymerase II cis-regulatory region sequence-specific DNA binding. The record is from RefSeq and is a predicted model, not a curated record. Bases 1 to 399 code for a protein of 132 amino acids. Gene Ontology annotation, cellular component: nucleus. The transcript is spliced from 2 exons. NCBI's taxonomy places the organism in Eukaryota, Metazoa, Arthropoda, Insecta, Diptera, Diopsidae.